ACGGAUACUCAUACACUCUCUAGUCUGCUGCAGCUGGUUCCAACAUGUAUCAUCGUCUUUUCCUCGCUGGCUGUCAUCUCUGCAGAGUGCGGUCGACAAGACCGCAGACGCCACUUCAACCGGUUCUCGAGCGAGGUUGUUGUUCACGGCGAAAGCCAGGCGGACCUAGAUAUCGAUGGCUCCAACCCUAACCGGCUGAUAAAACCGAGACGUACCUUUUCAUUAGCGAUUCUUCGCUGCGUCGGAGCAUUUGCACAGAUCGGUCUUUUCGUCUACCUUGCUACCCAAAAAUUGGAUGAUUUGGGCAACUCUGGACCUGGACCUGGGCUCCCUCCACCGAGAAAUCUUACUCAUAGCAACAUGGGACCAAAGCUUCUGGGCAGAGAGAUCAAUGAAGAGUGGCCACUCUGGCUUCCUGUCAUGCAUGGGAUCAUUUGGGUGUACGCAUCGAUUCUAUCUGUCGUGUCAUUACUCCAUCCCCGACUUUCCAAUCCCUACCGUCUCACGACACAUCUGGACAUCAUCUACCUCACCACUGCAGGAGGUGGGCUGAUACACUUUUUGUACAACAACUUUGGGCGGCCUAUCGGGCUCUGGACCCUGGAUGAUCAGGUUUCAGGAUUGUCGGCCCUGGUUUCUGGGAGCAUGUUGACUCUCACUCUGGCUACGAAGCCGCUUGUCUCGCCACAGCCAUUUAAGGGACCCGAGAAAAGAUCCCGAGGGGUAAUAUCUCCAGAGACGCGCUCAUCCCUUUAUGCCAGAAUCGCAUUCACUUGGUUACAUCCUAUGGUGAUCAAGUCCUUCAGAAGUAAGCUGCAGGAGACGGAUGUCUGGGCCAUCGACAAGAGUUUGAGGAUCAAGACCAAUUUCCAACAUUAUCUCGAAAACAGAAGGCCCACAGUUUUUGUUACCAUGCUCUAUUUGUUCCGCCUCGACCUGGCGCAGCAAUAUGUUUGGGCGCUUGCAUGGACAGGACUGAGCAUGGUGGCUCCCUUCGUGGUAUUCAAGCUGCUUGAAUUUGCACAAGACAUAUCGACCUACAAUCGCAACGAAGCGAUGUUUUACAUCGCUGUUUUACUGGUAUCCAUCGUUGUGCGCUCAGCAGUGCUGCAGCGUGGUCUACAUAUGGGGCAGCGCAUCGGAACAAAAGCAAUGGGCAUGGCAAGCGGAUUGAUCUACGAAAAGAUGUCCCUGCGUAAGGACAUGGACCCUGUCGACUAUGACAUUACAGAUUUGAUGGGCGUGGAUGUGAAGCAUAUCGGACACGGUUGGAGGCAUGGAUUCUAUUUGAUGAUCUAUCCAACCAUGUUCAUCCUCGCGACUAUUCAACUGUACGGGUAUAUUGGACAUUCUGCCUGGGCUGGCGGAUUAGCUGUCAUCGCUUGGUACCCGAUCUCGGCUCUGGCCAGCUUUCUCUUCUCAGGACGCUUCGACGCUGCGCCACCCAAGAUGGAGCGAAGUGGAGCUCUCGUAUCUGACUUCUUGGCGAACCUGAAGGCUAUAAAGUAUCUUGGCUGGGAGGAGAUUCUGUUAAGCAAGGUCUUGAAGGCGCGCGAGGAAGAGCGGAAGCUUAAUUCCAAGACAUCCCAGCCCGUGAUGGCCUUGAUUUCUGUGCCUCUGGGCGGAGAUCUUAUCCAUGCAUUUGUCGUAAUCAUCAUCCUUAGCGUAUUUUCACUCUAUUUCCAUCAGCUUCUGACCCCUGCGCUCCUGUUCACCAUCUUGAUCCUGGUCGACAUACAGACGAGUGCUAUCAACUCGUUACCUGCGGUCAUUAUUACGCUCAAGGAAAUGCUGGAUUCAGUGGUCAGGGUCAAUGAUUUCCUGGGCGAUGACGAGAAUGAGCGCGACACAGCAGUUAUCAGGGACAGGGAAAUGGCGAGGAGGGCCAACAUCCCCAUUAUUGGUUUCGUUAACGCAACAUUCGUCUGGCCUGUGGCAAAACCUCCUCGUCACAGUAACGAACUUAUUUUUGUCGAAGAACCCGAGGAUAGUGACGAUUGCGAGGAUGGCGAUCGACAGACUCCAAGCAACAAGAAGUUGCCCGAAAAUUCUCGUCAGAAUGCAAGCCAAGCCAAGACAAAUUGGAUCGUCAGGACGUUGUCGCUCUUUGGAUACUCGCUCCCUAUUCAGCCGGCUCCCUACCUGCCGCCGAACGCGCAUCAGAAAUACGGCACAGGUCUUGGUUCAGCCACAGCGUCUGAGGGGGAGUUUGUGCUUAAGAAUCUCAAUUUAUCAUUCCCGCCUGGACAGGUCUCCUUGGUCACUGGUACUAGACGGUCGGGCAAAUCGGCACUGUUGCUGGCGUUGAUUGGCGAAAUGACACGCGUCUCUGGAAAGAUUUACCUCCCCCGAAAGGACUACUACCAUGGCAAACAGGGAUACGGCAGCGAUAUUGCCUAUGUGGCGCAGGAUCCCUGGCUGGAGAUCGGAGGAAGCGGUAGUAUCACUGGAGGCAGUACAGGUCGCAGCACAAUCCGGGACACGGUUUUGUUCGGAACACCCAUGGACGAAGAGCGCUAUAAUGAGGUCUUGAGGGCCUGUGUACUCGAGGAUGAACUGAAAGGCUUGUCCAAGGGCGAUAUGACCAUCAUUGGAGACAAACGUGUGAUCUGGUCCAUGUCAUUGAAGCAGCGCAUUUCUUUGGCGCGCGCUAUCUAUUCUGACGUUUCACAUAUCCUUAUGGACGACUGCCUGAGCUUCGUGGAUCUCAAGAGUCGUCAUUUCAUCUGGAAGAACUGCAUAUUAGGACCCCUUACGCAAAACAAGACGAGGAUUCUUGUCAGUAACCAGUUUCAUGUCAAGACGUACUUGAACGAUGUGGAUUUUGUUGUUGGGCUGGAUCAAGGCAUUGUCUUGGGUCACGGAUCUGUCAGGGAUGUCCUUAGUCAAGGCUGGAUUCGACAGGCACCCGGCUCGACUUCAAUCCCCACAACUAUCGUUCCUGGUGCCAGCGUUCCUGCAAACAUGGGUUUGCUUCCUCCCAGGAUGGACCAACCUCAGCAAAUACUAGCAGAUUCUACCCCGUUCAACGCACACGCAGGGGACCUUCGACCCUCCAAGAGCACUAAUCUUCCACUGAACAAAAUGAGCAGCCUAAGCGACUAUGAUGAUCUGGAUUCAACGUUGAGUCGCGAGACCGCAGCGGGAUUCAAGGUUGGCUGGACGACCUUUGGCACAUACAUAUUUUCCCUGGGCACAGUCCUGUUCCUCUUGAGCGCCUUCAUGAGUUUGUUUUUGAGCCAGGCGCUUUUUGUGGUCCGCAUUGGAUGGUUAGGUAUCUGGGCUGAGAAUGAGGCAUGGGAUGGCGGCGUGCCACUGCAAACCACGAUUCAUGAACGCCGAUAUCGGAAUAUCCCCUCAGAUGAUGCCCCUACACAACCAACGAUCACGCACUACGACUAUAUCAUGAUUUUCGCAGCCCUGGCGGGAGCUCGUGCGCUGUUUGUCAUUGCGAACGCCUUCUUUUUGAGAUCUGGGGCUUCUAAAGGUGCGGACAGAAUUUACGCACGACUUCUCCAGAGUAUCGCAGCGGCUCGUCUCACCGUAUUUGAAGCCCAUUCUGAGAAGGCAGCUACCUCCUUACCCGGAGACUCUGGUGGAUUGUUCUCAAAAGACACCAUCAACGGCCUCAAGGAUUGCUUCCAGAGGGACCUGAGCGGACUGGACGUGAAACUGGCCAAGGAAUUUUGGCAGUUUGCGUCCGACUUUUUGGCGAUGACACUUAUCUUAGUGGUCCUGGCUCUAAUCAUGCCGUUCAUGCUCGUUCCUGCUGGUGCAGUCCUAUUCGUGUUGAGUUCUGUCGCACUUUUGGGACUCGAUCUAUCCAAGGAGAUGCACAGGAUGGCCAUUCGGGCAGAUCGUAUGAACAAGGAUCAGUUCAAGCACACGUUCCGAGGACUGGCAACAAUCCGUGGCUAUGGACUGGAGCGUCGCGCGAUCAAGGCGGGUAUUGCACAGGUGGAGGUUUACUUGAAGACGACCUAUUUCGGGGCAUGCGCAGAUCGCUGGUUGCAUUGGAAGGUCGAACUCCUUGGGGCUUUCGUCCCAUUUUCGUGUGCUAUAAUGAUUCUGCAGAAGAUCGAGAAUCUAGAUCCAGUUCUCAUGGGCUUAGCGAUGUACCUGUCUUUGCAGUUCAGCGACAGGGUAUUGGAUUCAUUACUGGGAUAUGGCAGGAUCCGAAACCGGCUGCAAUGGGCACUUGAGAGAACAAGGCGUUACGUCCAGGAGUUGAACAGCAUCGAUAACAAGGAGGCGCCGAAAGUGGUCCCAAGUAAGCAGCCGCCAGCCGGCUGGCCACACAGCGGUGCUAUCGAGUAUGUCCAUUAUGCAAGCAGCCGGUCCGAAGAUUUCCAUGACGUUGGAAUUCUAAACAGGACCAUCAACAAAGCACCGGUUCCGAUACCAGCUCCAGCAUUGGCACCAGCACCGGCCACUGUCGCACCUGGCGUGCAGAUCCUUUCGCGUGAUUUCCCUCAAGAGCAACGACCAGCCCAAAAUCCAAAUUACCAGCAAAACCCUGUUGCUGGUGCUCCUUUGCCCCAAGAUCUCUCACUGUCUACACCCCGCGACAAUGGUAGUGUCCGCACCAACACCACGGUAUCUGCCGUCAACACUGUUGCCUCUAACACCAGCCAUUUGAGCGCUGCCAGCCGAAGCAGUGCUCUUACCAAUGGAACCAUUGUCGGCAGUCAGAAUCGGUAUUUCUCCACUUCCGAAAACCCGCAUGCCACUCUAAUUCCACUUCCGAGUCCGUCAUCAACCUUCAUGACAAGCACGGCAGCAGUGCCUGAGCCUAGUGCACCUAUGGAUCAGCUCGAAGCCUUGAACCAGACGAGUACUGACAUCCAGACAGAUGUACUUGAAAGCAGGUUUGAGGCACCAUUGCCGCCACUCCCACCAUCAGCGACGAAUGAAUCCUUGUCUUUGAAUAGCAGUGAUAGUCAUGAGCCGGCAGCACAUUCAGUGGCGACGAACGAGGUUGGAUUCGGACCUAUUACCUGCUCGAUCCAGCCUGGUGAGAAGAUUGCGGUUGUAGGACAGUCGAAGAGCGGCAAAAUUAUGUUUAUUCAGAGUUUGUUCCGCAUCUGGGACUCUGCUGAGGAAGAACGCAUCCGAGCAGCUGCAGCGGUCAAUCCUGCUGCGAGCAAGAAGGUCGCUCAAGGUUCUGGUCCUUCAUCAUCAAUAACAUCGACGUCGUAUACAAAAUCACCGCUGGCAUUUUGGUCCAAGGGCAAGGCCAAAUCCUUCCACAAGGAUCCAGUCCCUAAUUUAGGCAUGAUCUUGGUGGAUGGGUUGGAUAUUGCGCAAAUGGGACUCGGGGAUCUCAGGUCUCGCAUUUCGUAUAUGUCUCCGCGUGGAACCGUGCUUGCGGGUACUGUUCGCUUCAACUUGGAUCCACGCGGUGAACACGAGGAUGCAGAGCUAAACGACGUGCUCAAGACGUGUUUCUUGAGCGACCGACUCAAAUUGGACACAGAGCUCAUUACCCCUGCCACUGCCAAUUUGUCUGCCGUCACUGACGCAACCGGACCAACGUCUGCCGCGGCUAAACCGGCCUCAAGGAUCACACGGUACAGGAAGAAGUUUUUUAGGGACAGCCGUGCUACGUCCAACAAAAAGGGUAAAGACAGGUCUAAGGAUUACAAGGCUUCGGCCUCUGCGCCCGCCACGAUUGGGGUCUCCUCGGGGCGCGGUUUGCGAGCUGCGAUUGCGGGCGGCGGAAACGACCUUGCGGAGGUGGAGCAGCGGUUACUGCAAUCUCUGGAGGAAGAAGACGAGAAUAUAAACGGAGAGGGCAUCCAUGGAAACGAUUCGGACGAUGACGAUGAGUAUGAGGAGGAUGAUACACGGAUGGAGCUCGAUACGAACGAACGACAGCUGCUGAGUCUUGCGCGGAUCCUGGUCCAUCGUUCGAAUGUGGUGGUCCUGGAUAACUGUGCAUCCAAGGUGACGGAUCUGACGGCACAGAGGAUCGAUCAAAUUAUUUUGCAGGAGUUGAAGCACGCGACCAUCAUCUCGGUGGGCCACCGGCUGGACCAGAUCGUGGCACGACAUAACAGAAUUUUGGUUCUGGACCACGGCAAGCUCGUUGAGUUCGAUACUCCCAUGGCAUUGCUGAGCAAGCCCAACGGCGCGUUUAGGGCUAUUUGCAAUCCUAACGGUCCCAACUUCUCAUCGCUCGUGUCGCUUGCGAAGAAGCAACAAAUCCAGCUGCAGCAGUAGAAUAACGUAAAAUGAAGAAAGAAAAGAAAAAGGAAUUCAAAAAAAAGCAAUACAAUGU
Molecule: messenger RNA, 6280 nt
Organism: Gamsiella multidivaricata
Lineage: Eukaryota; Fungi; Mortierellomycota; Mortierellomycetes; Mortierellales; Mortierellaceae
Exons: 11
Coding region: 361-6222 (1953 amino acids)
Biological process (GO): transmembrane transport
Cellular component (GO): membrane; fungal-type vacuole
Molecular function (GO): ATP hydrolysis activity; ABC-type peptide transporter activity; ATP binding
Source: RefSeq, a predicted model, not a curated record